UGAAAGGUUAUCAAACUGAGGACAACAUUUCAGGAAAGGUUUCCCCGGCUUUGUUUAUCUUUGAGCAGGGAAGAACCCAGGAAGAUUGGCUGUCCAGGAAUUAUUGGCCCAGACACCUGAUUCUUUUCAUAAUUGUGUUUUCCUGCCUGACUGGAUCUUGGAAACAGUCUCCAUUCCUUUACAUUUGAGAGCAUUUUUUCUUCUGUGGCAACUGAGUCCUGGGAAUGCUUUAUUAUGGCAGCAGUUGUACAACAGAAUGAGCUCGUGUUUGAAUUUGCCAGCAACGUCAUGGAGGAUGAGCAACAGCUUGGUGAUCCAUCCAUUUUCCCUGCUGUCAUUGUGGAACAUAUUCCUAGUGCAGACCUCCUACACAAUUAUUCUGGCUUAGCUUGUGUUGAUGAAUCCAGUGACAUGAUUACUGAGAGUUCCCUGGAUGUUGCAGAAGAGCAAAUAAUAGAAGAUGAUGACAUCACCCUUACAGUUGAAGCGUCUUGUCAUAAUGGAGAUGAAACCAUGGAAACUAUUGAAGCUGCUGAGGCACUUCUCAAUAUGGACUCCCCUGGUCCUAUGUUGGAUGAAAAAAGAAUAACAAAUAUGUUUGGUACAUCUGAAGAUGAAAUUAUUGUUGCUCCUGUCACCCAUGUAUCUGUCACACUUGAUGGGAUCCCUGAGGUUGUAGAGGUUCACCAAGUUCAAGACUCUUAUGCUGAAUCAUCAGACACUCCAGAACUUGAGCAGCCUAAGAAGAAGAAAGGGAAAAAGUCCAAAUCUUCUCGUCCUGAAUCCCCUACGACAACUCCAAAUAUAUCAGUGAAAAAGAAAAACAAAGAUGGAAAGGGAAAUACAAUUUAUCUUUGGGAGUUUCUCUUAGCACUGCUCCAGGACAAAGCUACGUGUCCCAAAUAUAUCAAAUGGACUCAAAGAGAAAAGGGCAUUUUUAAACUGGUAGAUUCCAAGGCUGUGUCCAGAUUGUGGGGAAAGCACAAAAACAAACCUGAUAUGAAUUAUGAAACAAUGGGCAGAGCUCUCAGAUACUAUUACCAAAGAGGUAUACUGGCUAAAGUAGAAGGUCAGCGCUUGGUGUAUCAGUUUAAAGAAAUGCCAAAAGAUCUUAUCUACAUAGAUGAUGAGGAUCAGAGUCCCAGUACCGAGUCUUCAGAUUCCUCUUUAUUGUCAACAACUGCGACUAAUAGAAACCAAUCAGGCAGAUCUAAAGCGUCUAACACAGGAACAAGAGGAGGAUCCACCACAGUUCUAAAAACAACAGGGAACUCUAAGUCUACUAAACUUAAGGAGCCUGUGGAAGCCGUACAACAGCAAAUACCUGGUUUCGCAUCUGACGUUUUGAGGACAAUGCAAUCUGCCCAGUCAAUACAUCCAACUCAGCUUUUUCGGACAGUUCAUGUAAUGCAGCCAGUGCAAUCCAUCACAGAAGGACAUGCAACUGUAACUAGUAACAUGCAGGAUGACACAUUACAUUCCUCUGUUCAAAACAUAAGGACUUUACAGACCCCAGCCCAAGUUCCAGUGGUUGUUUCACCUGGAAACCAGCAGUUGCAUACUGUAACACUCCAGACAGUGCCUCUUACAACAGUGAUAGCCAGCACAGAUCCAGCAUCAGCAACAACAUCCCAAAAAUUUAUUCUCCAAGCCAUUCCUACUUCGCAGCCAAUGACAGUACUUAAAGAAAAUGUCAUGCUGCAGUCUCAGAAGCCAGUCUCCUCUUCUUCAUCUAUUGUCUUUAGCCCAGCCCAAGUUCAACAGGUUCUCACCAGCAAUGUGCAGACCAUUUGCAAUGGAACAGUCAAUAUGGCUUCAUCUUCAUCCUUCAGUGCUACUACUCCCGUGGUAACUUUUUCACCUAACAGUUCACAGAUGGUUGCUCAUCCACCUGGCACAGUGAUCACUUCAGUUAUCAAAGCACCAGAAACUAAACAGACUGUUAUACAAGAAAUGAUGAAAGAGGCGGUAGAAGAGGACACAAAAGAUGAUGCCGAGCAGUCAGAGCAGAGGUUCCAGCAGCAGCCUUUUGUGAUGGUGGUAUCCAAUUCAAAUGGAUUCCCAUCUAACAUGCAAGUGAAACAGGAAAGUGAACAGUUGGAAUCGAAUUUAUAUUAAUAAACAAAAAAAAUCCCUGUGGAUGAUUAUUUUCAUAAAUGUGAUGGGACCUUUACAGUUGUGUGUGUGUGUGUGUGUGUAUAUAUAUAUAUAUAUAU
This is a messenger RNA of Gopherus evgoodei (Goodes thornscrub tortoise), 2216 nucleotides long. RefSeq names its product E74 like ETS transcription factor 1 (gene ELF1). Gene Ontology annotation, cellular component: nucleus. Lineage: Eukaryota; Metazoa; Chordata; Testudines; Testudinidae. The coding region runs from base 235 to 2118 and encodes 627 amino acids. The transcript has 8 exons. Gene Ontology annotation, biological process: regulation of transcription by RNA polymerase II; cell differentiation. The record is from RefSeq and is a predicted model, not a curated record. Gene Ontology annotation, molecular function: sequence-specific DNA binding; DNA-binding transcription factor activity, RNA polymerase II-specific.